AUGGGGAAUGUCACAGCUGUGACAGAGUUUGUCCUGGUGGGAUUUCCUAACAGCCAUGAAGUGGAGAUCAUCUUCUUUGUGGUGUUCCUGCUUGCUUAUGUAGUGACUGUCCUGGGAAAUGCUCUAAUCAUUGUACUGGUCUAUACAGACUGCCGCCUCUGUUCUCCCAUGUAUUACUUCCUCACUAAUUUGUCCUUCAUUGAGAUCGCCAUGACCUCCAUUGUUGUGCCAAAAAUGCUGGCAAACAUCCUGUCAGAGAAGAAAACCAUCUCCUUUGCUGGCUGCUUUAGCCAACUCUUCUUUUACUUCUUCCUGGCUGCAACGGAGUUCAUCCUCUUUGCCAUCAUGUCCUAUGACCGGUAUGUGGCAAUAUGCAACCCUCUGAGGUAUCCCACCAUCAUGACGGAAAGGGCAUGCAGCCAGCUUGUACUGGGUGCGUGGGUGGGUGGCUUGGUCAUGAUCCUGCCACCAGCGGUCCUGAAAGCCAGGCUGCCGUACUGUGGUCCCAACAUCAUCAACCACUACUUCUGUGACAGCGCACCUCUCCUGCACCUCGCUUGCACAGACAUCCGGCUUGUUGAGCUGAAUGAUUUUGUGGUGUCCUUGGUCCUGCUCCUCGGCUCCUUGGCGUUGACCAUUGUCUCCUAUGCUUGGAUUAUUUCAACCAUAUUCCGGAUCCCAUCUGCCCAGGGCAGGCAGAAAACUUUUGCCACUUGCGCUUCUCAUUUCACUGUUGCUUCCCUGGGUUUUGGCAUCUCCAUCUUUGUCUAUGUCAGGCCUUCCCAGAUGAACUCUGUGCACCUCAACAAAAUCCUUUCUGUUCUCUCUGGCAUUGUGACUCCUCUUUUAAACCCCUUCAUAUUCAGCCUAAGGAAUGAGCAGAUGAAAGAGGCCUGGAAGACUGUUGUGCGCAACUGCUUGGGGAUGGCUAAGCAAGGCAGAAAGCUGUGA
Molecule: messenger RNA, 951 nt
Organism: Dromaius novaehollandiae (emu)
Lineage: Eukaryota; Metazoa; Chordata; Aves; Casuariiformes; Dromaiidae
Product: olfactory receptor 6M1-like
Exons: 1
Coding region: 1-951 (316 amino acids)
Biological process (GO): G protein-coupled receptor signaling pathway
Cellular component (GO): membrane
Molecular function (GO): olfactory receptor activity; G protein-coupled receptor activity
Source: RefSeq, a predicted model, not a curated record